UAACGCGUUAGGCAACUCCGCCGUAACUCGUGGGGAACUGCCCGGGCUCCGCUCCGCCGGGGCUCGGUGCUCGGGGGUCACCGGGGGAGCGCAGGGACCGCGCUCCGACACCGCCCGCCAGCGCCCGGAACCCCCGCGCGGCGGGCGCGUUCCCCGCCGAGCCCCGUCCCGUUGUUAUGACGACACGGCCGUAAAGCCGCCAUCUUGCGGCGCGUUGCGACACGGGGGCCGCGAUGGCAACGGGCGCGGGGCCGGCGGCGCUUACGGCAGGAGCGGCCGGGCCGGGCCGGGGCGCGGCGGCCGCGGGCUCCGGGCCCCCCGCGCCCCCCGCCGCCCUCAUCGGCCUCCCGCCGCCCUUCGGCGAGCAAGACGAGGAUGACGUGCAUAAGUGCGGGCGCUGCCAGUCGGAGUUCAGCUCCCUGGAGGAGUUCGUGCAGCACAAGCUGCAGAAGGGCUGCCAGCGCCCUCCCGACGCGCUCGCCGGGCUCCUCGGCCAGGAGGCACAAAAGGUGGUUCCUGCUGUCGAGGAGUCCAUCACUGUUGCUCACAUUGUUGUUGAAGCAUCUUCCAUAGCAGAGGAGAUCAGCAACGCCUCGGCCAUCGUAGGCAGUGGGCACAUCAAAGAGGUCAUUGUAGCAGGAGACCAUGUGUUUGAGAACCCCAAUGGCCCCGUGGACGGGGAGGUCAGUGAGGAGCAGGGCAGCCCCGAGGAGCAGGAGCAGGACAUUUCCACCGAGCUGAUCAAGGUGAAGCUGCAGGUGAACAAGGAGGGGCGAUACGUGUGUGAGCUGUGCCAGAAGACAUUUAAAACUGCCAGCAUCCUCAAAGCUCACAUGAUCACUCACAGCAGCAGGAAGGACUAUGAGUGCAAACUCUGUGGGACUUCCUUUAGGACAAAGGGCUCUCUGAUCCGACACCAUCGGCGGCACACGGAUGAAAGGCCUUACAAAUGCAAGAAAUGUGGGAAAAGCUUCCGGGAGUCGGGGGCUUUGACUCGGCACCUUAAAUCUCUGACACCUUGCACUGAAAAAAUCCGCUUCAACAUGACCAAAGAAAUAGUUGUCAACAAAGAUGAUCUGCCAUCAGGAUCCUGCAGCUCCAACACAGACACAAUGUCCUCGAUAGCAAGCGAAUCCAUCGAGGCCUCCCCUGUCAUCCACCUCGUGACAGAUGCAAAGGGCAACGUGCUCCAUGAAGUCCAUGUGCAGAUGCAGGAGCUUCCCGUGGUGGAUGCAAAACCCCUGGAGCCAGACCAGCCACAUCCUGAGGAGCUGCCGUGCGAGGGGGAAGUGAACAGUGAGAACCUGCUGAGGCAGGCCAUGAGGAAUUCGGGAAUUGUCAUCGAGAGGGUGGCAGUGGAGGAGGUGCAGAAGGUGGAUGAACCUGUGGCAGCUGCUCCAGAAGAGCUGGAAAACAAAGAGGUGGACAUGGAAGAGGAGCCAUGUGGGGAGGAGUGUGCCAAACUGGAAGGAGCAGAGUCUCAGGCACCUGCAGAAAGAACCAACGGGUACAAACGUUACAUUUGCCCUCACUGUAAUGAAGCCUUCAGUGAAGCUGCUGCCCUGGAAACUCACAGCAAGAGUCACACAGAGUACAAACCUUUCAAGUGCGAGGAGUGUGGCAAGGAGUUCACCAAGGGCUACCUGCUGAAGAAGCACCAGGAGGUGCACGUGAACGAGCGGCGGUUCCGCUGCGGGGAGUGCGGGAAGCUCUACAAGACCAUUGCCCACGUCAAGGGGCACCGGCGCGUGCACUCGGACGAGCGGCCCUACGCCUGCCCCAAGUGCGGCAAGCGCUACAAGACAAAGAACGCCCAGCAGGUGCAUUUCCGCACGCACCUGGAGGACAAGCCCUACGUGUGCCAGUUCUGCAGCCGGGGGUUCCGGGAGAAGGGCUCCCUGGUGCGCCACAUCCGCCACCACACCGGCGAGAAGCCCUUCAAGUGCUACAAGUGCGGGCGCGGCUUCGCCGAGCACGGCACCCUCAACAGGCACCUCAAAACCAAAGGUGGCUGCCUCCUGGCUAUGAAGGAGGUGGAAGAGGUGAUCGUGUCAGAGGAGAGUCAGUCUGCUGACAACUUAGCAGCCACGGUCCUGUCAGAAGAUCCGCACACAGUCCUGGUGGAGUUUUCCUCGGUGGUGGCAGACACCCAGGAAUACAUCAUCGAGACUUCCACUGAGGACAUGGAGACCAGCGAAGCUACUGAAAUAAUAGAGGGAACAAGACAUGAGGUGGACAGCCACAUCAUGAAGGUGGUGCAGCAGAUCGUGAACCAGGCCAACUCGGGCCACCAGAUCAUCGUGCAGAACGUCACCGUGGCCGAGGGCGCGGCGGCCGCCGACGCCGCCGACACCAUCACCAUCGCCACGCCCGAGAGCCUCACCGAGCAGGUGGCCAUGACGCUGGCCUCGGCCAUCGGCGACGGCGCCGUGCUGGCCACCGAGGGCGCGCUGGCCGCGCAGGAGGCCACCGUCACCAUGGUGGCCUCCGAGGACAUCGAGAUCAUGGAGCACGCGGGCGAGUUCGUCAUCGCCGCCUCGCAGGAGGGCGAGGUGGAGGUGCAGACCGUGAUCGUGUGAGGGAGGGGCUGCACAGGGCCCGGCUGGCCCCCGGGGCUGCCCACAGCCAGGGGCAGUGCUCUGCAGGGAGGUGGCUUCACAGGAUAGUGCGGGCCUGAAACGGGAUAGGACAGGUGUAAAACAGGAUAGGACAGGCCUGAAAUGGGAUAGGACAGGUCUAACACAGGCCAGGGCAGGCCUGAGGUGUUCUCAGUCUAAAACCAGUAUCACGAGUUAAACCUCAGCCUGGUCACACUGAGGGGACAGACAGGUCACAAGUGGCACUCAGUAUUCUGUACAGCAGCCUCGAAUUAAGGAAGAUCCUUUGGGAACCAGCCCUCUCUGCCCAUGGGACAGCAGUGGGUUAGUUUUUAAAAGGAUUCAGAAAGUGUAGCAAACAUGUGGGGUCUCACAAGGGAUUACUGAAAUAUAUGCAUUUAAAACAAGUUGAGGAAACCAAACCUAAGGAGUUGUGGUGUGUCAAGCACCACUGAAACACUCUCAUGCCUUUAACCUCACUCCUUCCGGCCUCCCAAGGCAUGGUACUGCAGUAUUUCUCUUUUCUUUGAUAUCCUGGACAAGUAGCCUUAUGUACUGGUCUAUGAAUGCAUCAUUGUACCCUGCAAUGCCAGCCAGGCUGCUCUGAGAGCCAGCCUGGGGGAUGGAAAGCCAUAUUGUAUAGGAAUUUGGGUUUUUAAACCAUAUAUGGAUUUUUAAUUGCAUAUUGUACAGAUUUGGCAUGUAAAUAAAUACAUUUUUAAAAAUAAAA
Messenger RNA from Prinia subflava (tawny-flanked prinia), 3327 nucleotides. RefSeq names its product E4F transcription factor 1 (gene E4F1). Gene Ontology annotation, cellular component: nucleus. The coding region runs from base 234 to 2579 and encodes 781 amino acids. NCBI's taxonomy places the organism in Eukaryota, Metazoa, Chordata, Aves, Passeriformes, Cisticolidae. The transcript is spliced from 14 exons. Gene Ontology annotation, molecular function: DNA-binding transcription factor activity, RNA polymerase II-specific. Gene Ontology annotation, biological process: regulation of transcription by RNA polymerase II. The record is from RefSeq and is a predicted model, not a curated record.